Cordyceps militaris CM01 is the source of this 7176-nucleotide messenger RNA. RefSeq names its product phosphatidylinositol 3- and 4-kinase, putative. Bases 1 to 7176 code for a protein of 2391 amino acids. Gene Ontology annotation, molecular function: protein serine/threonine kinase activity; protein binding. Gene Ontology annotation, biological process: telomere maintenance; protein phosphorylation; DNA damage checkpoint signaling. The transcript has 7 exons. Lineage: Eukaryota; Fungi; Ascomycota; Sordariomycetes; Hypocreales; Cordycipitaceae. Gene Ontology annotation, cellular component: nucleus. The record is from RefSeq and is a predicted model, not a curated record.
AUGGCCGGCCUCCCUGAUGUAGGCGGCCACGGCACCGGCCCGCCGCCGUCGACGCUCGCCGCGCAGCUCGUCGAGACCAUUUCCGCCUCGUCCAAGUCGGCCGCGGCCCGCUCCGACGACCAUGCCGAGCUCAAGGGCCUCUUCUCCGAGAUACAGCGCGUCAAGGACCGGCCGGCGCUGCUGCAGACGCCCGCGCAGCGCACCGAGCACAACCACAUGCUCGUCUACGUCUACUGCCGGGUGGUGCUCGACGCACUGCGGCUCGACGACGACGCCGCGCUGUUCGACGGCGCGCGCGCGCGGGCCGAGGCGUUCAAGGCGCUGACGUUUCUGCGCUUCACGAUCAACGAGACACCGGGCGUGCUGUGCUUUGCCUCGGCGACGCACGGGCUGCUGUUUCGCGGGCCCGAGCCGCUCUGGGCGUGGCUGCUGCCGCGCUGGCUCCGCCUGCUGGGCCACCCGAGGUGCGCGGAGCUCGAGAGCGCCAUGGAGGGCUUCUUGCAGUAUCUGCUGCUGACGGUGACGCGGGUGUCGAAGCUGUGGCCCGUGAUUGGGCCGCUGAUGGUGUAUUUGCGAGGCUGCUUGACGGGUCUGGUUGAGAAGCUGCAGUCGCCGCCGAGCAGUUCUUCGAAAACAAACGAAGCGAUGACGAUUGAAAUGCCGCCCGUGCACGUUCUGGACCAGGUCCUGGGCGGGCCAAGCGCAACGGCGUCUGUCUCGCUGACGUACCGUAUAAAGCUCCCCCAAGCGCUACAGCAGGCACACAGCUUGGCGCGCGUGCUCGCCUACCCGCUCGUCUGCCCAGACGCUGCGUUUGCGGCCAUUGCGCCCAUGUCGGAGACGGGACUGUGGCUGCUCGACGCCUGGCUAGACCUCUGGUCCGCGCAGAAGCGGCUGGAUAGCGGCGAGAAGAAGUCGCCGCUGCCGCUGAUCAACAUGGCCGUGGACGUGGCCAAGGCGGCCAACGGUGACCAUGCCGUGGCGACGGCCACGCGGAACAAGGCGUGCACGACGCUCGUAUUGCUGUGCAGCGAGAUGGCGGCGGCGCCGGACGAACUGGCCGAGGCAGAUGAUGCCGGUGGUGCGUCCAGGGCCAGUUACUGUCUCGCGCUGGUUGCCAUUGCGCAAGCGGCGCUGCAAUCGCCGACAAUCGGUCGCCUGGCGGCGUCGAAACUCGUAAAUGAGCUUUCUUUAUUACCGUCGCAGUAUCCUGUGCUCGGAGAAGAAACCGAUAUCUGGAGAUGUGCCCUUUUGCUUCGUGAAGUGGCCAAUCUGGAAGAACCAAAGAUGUUGCCUUGUUCGACGCAUCCGUCGCUAUUUCAAGAUAUAGAACUAAGGCGUUCUGUCGAAAGUAUGCAUCUGUUACAUGAGCAGCCGACGGGCCAAGGGAACGCCAUAAAACGAAGAAAACUGAAUGCACGGGAAAACGAUGCUCCUUCGCAGGCGUUACAUGGGCUGUACGCCGCCCUGGAGCUGGAUGCCCCUGCAGAUGAGACGGUUUUGGAACCGGCUUACAUUUUGAAUGCCAUGGAGACGUUGAAUGAUGGCUCAAGUUCCAUACGAGAGCUUCGUAUAGCAGCGGGCAGGGUAAUCGUCGUCUUUAUGCCGCUCAAGGAGACGUCCUAUAUCGAUGACAGCCUGCUCUCGCGAAACCGCAAACUUACAAUUGGUCUGUUACGUCAGUGUUCCGAUCGCGAUCCAGCCCACUUUGUUGAAUCCCGAAUCAUGGUUUGGGGCCAGCUUGGCAGAGUGAUGCCAGAAAACGAGCUCAACCUGGUUCUGAUAAAACUGCUCGACUAUCUCGGCAGCAGCAACAGUUUUGAAGCCGCCGUCGCUUUCAACGAGCUUUUAAAUCUGGCCGACUCGCGCAGCACCACGCCACGACGGCUGCUGGAGCCCUACUGGAAAAGCUUGGCAUACAUGGCGACCAAAGACAUGGUUCGCGGGCCGCAACGAAGCAGAGCGAUAGCGGAGCUCCUGCAAAUUUCAGUCAACGACCUGUUGCUGCUCAUUCAGACGCACGCGCUCCCCUGGUUGGUCUUGGACAAGCGGACAGAGGUGAUUCAGAAGUUUGCCGAGGCACGGCAAGAUAGUUUGGGCUGGGAGCCUCUGAUGGACAAUGCAAACAUGGCUGCCAUUCUGUCGCUUCUCAUGAUUCAAGAAACGGACGAUAUUGAAACAUUUGUCAAAUCUCGCCUAAACGACGUCGGUCUUCAUCUACCUGACCGGCGGAUUGUCGACUUAUUACAAAUUGAGCCCGUCUUGAUUGCUAUUGAACUCUUGAAGGCGGCCGGACAAGCCGAUGGUGCAAGAAAGGAAACCAUCACUGAAGCUCUCCGGUGGAUGGCAACAAGCAUCCUGACUGCAAAUCCUGAUACAAAAAAGUUAAAAAAAGGGAAUGUGAUUGGCAAGUUCCUGCAAUCGCAUAUUCUAGGCUUGAUGGCUCGCCUGACCGAUGUGAUCAACGACCCGGCCAUGAUGCACCCUGGGGAGAUGGAGCAGCGCAACUGCAUCCGUGCCCUGGACGAAAUGAUUAUUCUCUGCCAGUCGCAUGCGCGCAUUGCGCGACCGCAAAUAUCCGCCUGUCUGCUCGCGGCACUGGCACAGGAUUCGCUCCGUGAUAGUUCGCUCUCCUGCUGGGCCUCUAUGCUGGAGAACUUUGAAGAGGAAGAUGUCGAGGCGCUUCUGGAGACGACGUUUUUCAUUGUCAAACACUACUGGCCUAGUUUCAGUAUCUCUUCGAUGGACACAGCCACUACUAUUGUGUCCUUUUUGCUGGAGAAUCACGAAGCCAUUGUCGAGAAGAACAUUAGCAGCCUGCCCUCGUUCCAAGGCAUUCCUGCCUUGUCCAAGCUGGAAGCACAGCUGCGCGCUCUCCGACCGAAGCUUCUUCCGGAGGAGCUGCUUCCCAUAUAUGCCACGCGUCUUCGCCAUGAGAACUCGGGCGUCGUGCAGCAAGCCCUGAAUGAGCUUGUGCCAUAUCUUAGAGCCAACCAGAGCGCGCUGUACGCUUCCAAUGUGGCGCAAGCGGACAGUGUCGUGACAACACUCAUGCGUGCGUUGCUAGACUGCGCGUGCAGGUACAACAAUCUGCAUGGGAGUAUCAGUCGGCUAUGUGUCGAGGCAAUGGGCUUGAUUGGGUGCUUGGAUUCGAAUCGAGUCGAGACGGUCCGUGAGCAACGGUCCAUCGUCAUCCUGAACAACUUUGAAAAUACUCAGGAGACGACUGAUUUUGCCCUAUUUCUGUUGGAAGAGAUUUUGGUGCCGGCAUUUCUUUCUGCGACUGAUACUCGUCUGCAAGGAUUUCUCUGCUUUGCCAUGCAGGAGCUGUUGGAUAGAUUCGACAUCAAAUUUGCGAUUGCAUCGCAAAACACGGGAGAUGUUGCUGGGAACAACAUUUACCGCAAAUGGCUUGCGCUGCCAGAAAACGUGCGCGAAGUCGUCACCCCCUUCCUCACCUCCAAGUACAUGGUCGCUCCAAUGCUGCCUGUCAAGGUGGAAUAUCCCAUCUUCAGCCCUGCGAAGCCAUACGGCAACUGGCUUCGGUCUUUUGUGAUUGAACUCUUGCGAAACGGGCAAACUCCCUAUGCCGACAUGUUAUUCGAGCCGCUGUCGCGCGUCAUUCGUGUCAAGGACUUGUCAACGGCAGAGUUCUUGCUGCCGUACCUUGUUCUCCAUGUUCUUCUGGGAUCGACAAGCACAAAUCAAGACAAGGACCAGAUUCUCCACGAGCUUACGAGUAUCCUGGAGCACAGUCCUGCAGAGGAUGCCUCGUAUGCUGAAAAGGAAGAAUUCAAGCGCUACUGCCAUGCUGUAUUUCGGGUUCUUGACUACGCCAUGCGCUGGGUACAUGGCAAGAAGUCUUCGGGUAAACUCUCGUCAGAGAAGAAGGAACAAGUAGCCAAUAUUCAGGCCAUUCUCGACAGCAUCUCCGCCGAACUCAUCUCGCAGCGGGCGACUGACUGCAAUGAAUAUGCGCGCGCCUUGUUCCACCUCGAGCAGCAUGUUCAGAAAUUGGAGCAACAGAAGCGAGAACCCGGCGAUCGCAACCGGAUGCUGGAGAGACUGCAGGAUAUCUAUGCCAAUAUCGACGAGCCGGAUGGCUUAGAGGGCAUUUCGGCGCACCUACACGCGCUGGAUAUUAAUCAACAAAUUCUAGGCCACAAGAAGGCGGGCCGGUGGGCGGCUGCGCAGACGUGGUAUGAAAUUCAGCUUGCAGAGAAGCCAGACAAUGUCGACGUGCAAGUCGAGUUACUGAGCUGCCUCAAACACGCGGGUCAGCAUGACGUGCUACUCAACCAUGUCGAAUCAAUGUUGACAGACUCGUCGAGCGAUACCAAGAUCAUGCCGUAUGCUGUCGAAGCGGCUUGGGUCACAGGUCGGUGGGAAAGCCUGGGCAAGUUUAUUGAGCGGUUCCAAGGUGACCCAAGUCAAGACUUCAACAUGUCGCUCGCGUCAGUCCUGUCGUCUCUUUAUAAGAAGACGGAUCGUGUGAGUCUGGCUCGGACAGUGCAGGGGAUGCGCGAAAAAAUUGCUUCGGCAAUGACCACGUCUGCGACAGCAUCGCUCCAAGCAGCUCAUGAUUCUCUGCUCAAGUGUCACGUUCUUUCCGAUCUGGAAGUCAUUAUCAAUCUAAAACCUGACAGAGAAGAGGACCGAAAGCAGGCACUGAGUCUGUUGGAUAACCGGCUAGAUAUAAUAGGAGCAUAUUUCCAUGACAAGCAGUAUAUACUCGGCAUUCGAAGAGCGGCCAUGGAACUCGCGCGACCCACGUUUUCCGACCUCGACAUUUCCGCGCUUUGGCUCACCAGUGCUCGCCUGGCCAGGAAGACGGAUGCGACCCGGCAGUCCUUUAAUGCUGUUCUCCACGCCUCGCAGCUCGGAGACGACUCGGCGACUAUUGAAAACGCAAAGCUUCUCUGGAAGGAUUCGCACCGCCGGCAGGCGAUCCAGAUGCUUCAAGGCGCCAUUGAGCGCAACCGGUUCAUGACGCAGACGGGCGCGUCGAUGACGGCCAGCUCUAGUAAACUCGGCCCGCAGCAGAAGCUCCUGACGGCGCGCGCGCAGCUGCUCUUGGCCAAGUGGUUGGAUACGUCUGGGCAGACGCACGCAUCAGCGUUGCGUGAAAAGUAUCAGCAGCCGCCCAAGACGCAUUCCAUGUGGGAAAAGGGCCACUAUUACCUGGGCCGCCAUUACAAGAAGAUUCUCGAGGCUGAACAGCCUCUGAAGGCGGACGACCAGAGCGACAACUAUGUCACAGGAGAGAUUGCGAGAUUGGUUAUUGAAAACUAUCUCCGGUCUCUCAACUUUGGCACAAAGUAUCUCUACCAGACCUUGCCGAGGAUAUUGACGCUAUGGCUUGAUCUGGGUGCCCAGAUCGACAAAGCACCUGACGGAAAGAUGUCUCUGUCUCGCGAACUGCACAAACGCCGGGUGGAACAACUCAACGUGCUGCACAGCUUUCUCGACAAGUACAUCAAGAGGCUACCGGCGUACAUUUUCUACUCGGCCCUUCCGCAGAUUGUCGCGCGCAUCGCGCAUCACAAUGCCAGCGUCUUUGAGCGGCUCACGCACAUCAUCGUCAAGGUCGUGCAGAGCUACCCGCAGCAGGCGCUCUGGAGCGUGAUUGGCGCCAUUACGACAAAACAAGCCGGAGAGCGUAAGACGCGCGGGAUGCAGAUUCUGCAGAUGCUUCGAAGCACGUCACGCAGGGUGGAGGGCUCGUCGUACGACCUCAAGCAGCUCCUGCGGUACGCGGAGAAGCUAGCCGAACAGUUGCUGCUUGCUUGCACAAAUGGCGAUUUCCAGGGCAACAAGACGGUCAAUGCGAGCUUGACGCGGGACCUGCGGUUCAACCAUAAGUGCACGCCCUGCCCACUUGUCGUUCCGGUUGAGGGCACGCUGACGGCGGCGCUGCCGACUGCGUCCGAGUACUACACGACGCACCGGCCUUUUUCGCGAGAUGUCGUUACGAUUCAAUGCUUCCUCGACGAUGUGCUGGUGCUGAGCUCGCUGGCCAAGCCGCGUCGGCUGACGGCGCGUGGCAGCGACGGCAAGACUUACAUGCUGCUUAUCAAGCCCAAAGACGACCUGCGCACCGACCAGCGGCUGAUGGAGUUUAACGGCUUGAUUAACCGGUCGCUGAAGCGCGACGCCGAGUCGAGUCGCCGCCAGCUGUACAUCCGCACCUAUGCCGUGGUGCCGCUGAAUGAGGAGUGCGGCAUCAUUGAGUGGGUGCCGGGCAUCAAGACGAUGCGCGACACGCUGCUCUCGCUGUACUCGGCGCAAAAGAUCCACCCCGACUACAUGGCACUGAAGCAGCUGAUGGACGAGGCGUCGGCGUCGGAGAGCAAGCUGCGCAUCUUUACCGACGACGUGCUCGGCCGGUUCCCGCCGCUGCUGCCGCUCUGGUUCGUGCAGCAGUUUCCCAACCCGUCGGCGUGGUUCGCCGCGCGUCUGCGCUACACGCGCUCCUGCGCCGUCAUGUCCAUGGUCGGCACCAUCCUCGGCCUGGGCGACCGGCACGGCGAGAACGUGAACCUGGAGGAGGGCAACGGCGGCAUCUUCCACGUCGACUUCAACUGCCUGUUUGACAAGGGCCUGACGUUUGCCAAGCCGGAGCGGGUGCCGUUUCGGCUGACGCACAACAUGGUGGCGGCCAUGGGCAUCCACGGCUACGAGGGCCCGUUUCGGACCUCGUCGGAGCUGACGCUGCGGAUCCUGCGGCAGCAGGAGGAGACGCUCAUGACGAUUCUCGAGGCCUUCAUCUACGACCCCACGCUGGACCUGCAGAAAGAGAAGCGGCCGAGGAAGAGCGAUGCGGCGGCGGCGGCGGCGGCCGGGGUCCGGCUGCACCCGCAGAGCGUGGUGGAUAGUAUUAAGCGAAAGGUCAAGGGCUUGCUGCCGAAUGAGAGCAUUCCGCUGUCGGUGGAGGGACAGGUGGAGGAGCUCAUCAAGCAGGCUGUCGAUCCGAGGAACUUGACGGCCAUCACCAGCACCGGCCUCGGGCUGUACACGCCGUUGUCCGUCCGCGGCUCGUCGGCCACCCGCUUCAAUAUCGUGUGCAUGACCAAGCCGGCCAGCGUGCAGCCUGACGUGUGCGACCUCGGGAAGGGGCCAGAUACCGGCGAGACAAGUCGCACUGGGGGUGCCGUCCCCUGCCGCCGGCGACGGUGA